Messenger RNA from Colletotrichum spaethianum, 1077 nucleotides. RefSeq lists its product as uncharacterized. Bases 1 to 1077 code for a protein of 358 amino acids. The record is from RefSeq and is a predicted model, not a curated record. The transcript is spliced from 2 exons. Lineage: Eukaryota; Fungi; Ascomycota; Sordariomycetes; Glomerellales; Glomerellaceae.
AUGCCUCAAAUCACAGCUGAGCAGCUUCCCACCCUCCCCGUGGAUGUCACUCCCGAGUGGCUGGGGUCAAAGCUGGGGCAUAAGAUCAAGUCAAUCAAAAACACGCACACCAUCUGGGGUACGGGCAGCAAGCUGUUCUACACCAUCACGUACGAGGAUGAGAGCAGCAACGACGACAGGCCGACGCACAUUUGCGUCAAGGGCGUCUUCAGCCCCGAGAUUAUCAAGGCACAGCCGUGGACCGUCAGCUUGGCACAGCGCGAAGCGGACUUCUUCUCCAAGGUGGCGCCUAACGUCAAGAACAUGCUCUACCCCAAGGGUUGGUGGAGCGGGACGAGCGAGACACAGGGCAUCGCCGUGAUGAGCGACCUGGUCAAGGACGGCUGCACCUUUCCCGCCGAGGUCGCCUCGUACCCGGUCAAGAAGGUCAUGAACGGUGUCGAACAGCUGGCAGGUCUGCAUGCGCAGUACUGGGGCCAGAGCCAAGAAGACCACCCUUGGAUCUGGAACAACUACGAUCCGGCCAUGAAGUUCAUGUGCACGCCGUGGGACGAGGUGGUGCGGACACCAGGCCGGCCGCAGCUGCCCGACUACCUGAUGGACGGCAAGCGUUGCAACGAGGCGCUGGACCGGUACUACGCCGAGCGCAACCCCCGGUUCCGCACGCUGUUGCACGGCGACACGCACAUUGGCAAUGUCUACUUCACCGGGGACGGCCGCAUCGGGUUUCUGGACUGGUCGGCCUUCCACUUCGGCUCGUGCUUCCACGACAUUGUCUACCACAUGACGGCCAUGCUGAGCGUCGAGGACCGCCGCGCCCACGAAAUGGAGAUCCUCGACCACUACCUCGAGACGCUGCACCGCCUCGGCGGGCCCAGGUUUGACCGCCACAACGACCCGGAGGUCAUGGUCGAGUACCGGCGCUCCUUCAUGACCAACGUCAUCUGGCUCAUCUGCCCCGACGGCCUGCAGACUAAAGAGCGCGUUGCGGCCUUGUGCGAGCGCACUGUUGCUACGUACGACGACCACAGAGUCAUUGAUGUUAUUCUGGGGCAGCCAAAGCCUGCUACUGCUUAG